AUGACCCACCUCUCUGAUUCUCCUCUCACCGUUUUUCACCGCUUCCCACACCAUCAGCCAUGGGAGGAUCGUCGCCCUCAUAGCCAAUCAACAUCGCCCGCACCUCGUGCCUCCAACUCUUCAUCGCAACCGUUGGAUCUUCAGCGCGCGCUCUCCUGCGAUCGCGCCUCACUCUCCAGCAUCGGCUUGUCGACCCCAUCCCCUGCGCGCACGGCAAGCGGAAGCGGAAGGAUCUCCGCAUCGCCUGGGCGCGGAAGCGGAGGUAUCACCCCGCAACCGAACGCUUCCCCGGGCCUUCUUCCCCCCCACUCCCCCAUGGUGUUGCGCGAGUGGGAGGAAUUUCUAUUCGUUAAGAAUGCUUCCCCCUCCCCCACCGCUACCUUCCGCCGAUCCCGCCUUGGCGCGGGAUCGGGGGAGGGAUCGGGGGAAUGCGUAAGCGGGUUACAGCUGGACUCUGGCUCCGCGAACAACGGCGGGAUUGGCGGAGGCGAUCCGAACAUUGACCCUGCCCUGCGAAACAUUCGCCUGCCGAUUCACAAGGUCGUUCGCAGCAGCUGGCCGCGAUAUCGCCUGCGACGUCGCGACCAUUUCGGCGUCGCCAUGGAGGGCGUCGCAGAGGGCGACGAGGAGAACGAAGACGACGACUCGUCGCCGUCGUCGCCUGCUGUCGCAGGGGUGCCUGAUCGGAGCGAGAGCGACAGUUCCGCGACAGACGCGCCAGGACUAGAACAAGCCGCGUCGGUGGCGGUUACCAUCUUUUCCGAAGCUGCCAUUGGCUCACAAGCGUCCCACGUGGCAAAAUCCGGAACACUAUCCGUUAGUCAACGACUUGCAGCAAACGGCUCCCCAGCAGCUGGCAACUCCAGGCCCGUGUCGCGUCGCCUAUCCGGGCAGAUGCGGCUCGGGGACGGAGCCAGCGGGAAAUCCGGGCUGAUCGACGGUUCUGCUGGCGAUCGGCGUGGAAAUGAUAGUAGCGAAGGGUUUGUGAAUAUGGCGGAAGGGAUGAGGGCGGGAGGAAACGCGGGGAAAUUGUUUCAGCUGCUGGAGCAAGUGGAUAAGCAUGGGGAUUAUUUCCGUGGUGACGUGGAGGACCCUGAUUUGACGAGCAGCAUGGACCUGGACGAGGAGGCGACGGAUGACGAACCAGGGUUCCUAGCGCGGACUGACGUGGCGCGGCUCGUAACGGACGGCACGGAUACGCAGUACCUGCCGCGGCUGAACAAGUACUUCCCCUUCGGCGCGUUCACCAUCUUCCUAAUGAUGCAGUCGCUGGUGGCGGUGGUCGACUCGCCUACCGACAAGCGCGCCAUGACUGCCACGUCACUCGCCAUCUGCUUCGCCGUCGCGGCGCUCUGCCCGUUCAUCAAGCGCACGGGGCACACCGCGCUCGUUCCUCGGAACAGUUGGAAGUGGCCGCUGGCAGUGCGGGUGGGAUCAACCAACCUCUUCAUUCACGCCGACGCGCAAACCCUCGCCCAUGCUGUCACCAAGGCAAUCGCCUUUGUCCCUUUGGGCGUCUGCAACGACACUGCUGCGAGCGUUCUCUUCCCAGGCCUACAGCCCUACUGGCUGCUAAUGCUGCAGCUCUCCACAUUCCUCCUCGUCGCCUCUCUCACCUUCUUCGUGCAUGACCACGUGCCGUCCAUCCGCACUGCUGCAAGGCCCCUGGAGUCCUCACUUUUCAGAGACGAGGCAGAGGAACACGCACACCACUGCCUGGCAUGCAUGGCUGCUGCUGGGGGUGCCCCUUCAGCAGCAGCGCCACUCCUCUUCAAAACACCUCAUUUGCCGGCCACACACCCCCUCCUAGCCGCUUUGCCGCCGAUAGCACCCCGCUUCUCCUCCGGGGAGUCUUCACCCCACCGCACGACACUCCUCCCCACUCCUUCACCCCUUCUUGCAGCAGCACCCCGCCGGUUGAAAACACCUCAUUCGCCGGCCACACUCCCCCUCCCAGCCACUUUGGUGCUGGUAGCACCCCCCCUCCCCCGCAUGGCUUGA
Messenger RNA from Closterium sp. NIES-65, 2001 nucleotides. The record is from the annotation of a GenBank genome assembly. NCBI's taxonomy places the organism in Eukaryota, Viridiplantae, Streptophyta, Zygnematophyceae, Desmidiales, Closteriaceae.